AUGGCAUCGCCAGGCCAAUCCCAAGCAGCACCCUCAACGCAACCCCUCACACCCCCCGCCGAACCCCAAUCCAACAAUGUCGCAGCCGCAGCCUCCGCGCUCUCACAACAGCAACCCACACAGUCAUCCACUACCGCCGCACCACCACCAACAACACCAGCCCCAGCCUCCCAACCCGCACAAAUCCCAUCCACAUCGCUAAAAGACUCCGGUAAAUCGCGGCGCCCGCGCGAUGUCCGCCUAAUCCACAUGGUCCUCGCCUCGCAAGGCAUAACAGCCUACCAAGAGCGCGUGCCCCUGCAACUCCUCGACUUCGCAUACCGAUACACCUCGGGCGUCCUGCAAGACGCUGUGCAUCUCACGACGGAAGGAUAUGCGGGGCUAGGCUCCGACGGUGGAGGGGGAAGUUCAAACCGCGGCCCGCCCGAGGCCAAUUCCAUGACGCUGCCGUCACUGCGGCUGAGUAUUGCGUCGCGUCUGCAUUACCAGUUCCAGACGGGGCUGCCGAAGGAGUUUCUUAUGGAUGUUGCUGGUGAGAGGAAUCGCGUUGCGUUGCCGGGUGCGACGAGGGGGUUUGAACAGGGGAAUGCGAAGCCUGCGUCUAGUAACAGUGUGCUUAUGGCGGGUAUGAGACUGCCGCCGGAGAGGUUCUGCUUGACGGGGACUGGGUGGAAGAUGAGUGAUGAGUGGGAGAGUGAAGGGGAAGAGGAGGUUCCUACUGAGGAGGAGAAGGGUGAUGUUAUGGCUGGGGCUGGCGACGGGGAAGAAGGGGAGGGAGAUGGAGAAGAGGAGGAUGGGAAGAUGGAGGAUAUCUUCGGGGAAGAUACGGCUAUGGGAGAUGGAGGUGGGGAGGACGAAGAUAAGGACAUGACGGAUGUUUAA
Molecule: messenger RNA, 882 nt
Organism: Aspergillus puulaauensis
Lineage: Eukaryota; Fungi; Ascomycota; Eurotiomycetes; Eurotiales; Aspergillaceae
Gene: TAF9
Product: putative transcription initiation factor TFIID, 31kD subunit
Exons: 1
Coding region: 1-882 (293 amino acids)
Biological process (GO): DNA-templated transcription initiation; RNA polymerase II preinitiation complex assembly
Cellular component (GO): SAGA complex; transcription factor TFIID complex
Molecular function (GO): RNA polymerase II general transcription initiation factor activity; protein heterodimerization activity; transcription coactivator activity
Source: RefSeq, a predicted model, not a curated record